AAAAUAUUUUACAAACAAUCCAAUAUGCCAUGACACCACAUUAUGUUAAUUUUAAAUUUCAUUUCAUGUAAUAUUUUAUGUUUGUACAUCGAGCAUGGUCAUACCUACACGUAUAGGGUUUUUGCAAACGAUCAAAGCACUCAAACCCGUUUAAAAGUCCUACGUAAUAAUAUGACACUUUACAAUGUACCUAUCAAACGCCAAGAACCUACGAAAAAAUUAAUGAUGUAAGAAGGCACCAAUAGUGACACAAAAAUUGUUGAACACACUUGAUGUUGGUUAUUGAUUUAAAUGGAAAAUUAAAACACAUGCUAGAUAAUUUACAACACUAUUAAAGUGAAAUAACCUAUCAUCAAAUUUGAAGAUUAUAACUGUUACAACAAACAAUGGAUUUAAGUGAUGAUGAAGAAUUUUAUGAUUCUGAUCAGAGUGAUGUGGACGAACAAAGCUUACAUACUAUGCUCAGUAAAACUCUUUACGAUAAAGACCAUGAGUAUGAAGAAUAUGGAGAACAAAUUGCUGGUGAAGAAGAAGCAUUAGGUAGUGUGCAAGAGGAAGUACUUGGUAAAGUCACCGAUGAUGUUGUUCAACAAGAAGUUGUCCUAGGUCCAGUGUAUAGUGAGAAUGAGCCAGAUUUAACACAAAAAUUAGAAGAUGCUGAAAAAGUAGUUUUAACACCAGAAGUUAUAGGGGAGUUAGAAAACAAACAUUUUUUUGAUGGACUUGAUGAUGAUAAUUUUGAACCAUUAAAAAAAAAACAAAAAACAAGCAAUGAAGAUAAUGCAAAUCCUCAUAAAACUAUUAUUAUGCAUAUACCUCGAUUCAUUCGGUGUAACAAAAUUAGUCAAUCUAUUCAAGUUCAAAACAUUGUAUGUGGUGCAAACAUGGGAUGUCCUUUGGACUUGGUAAGAAUUGUCAUGUGGACUAGUAACUCAGAGUAUAAUCCACUGCGAUUUAAUGGACUAAUUAUGCGUCUUCGUACACCUAAUGUCACCAGCCUAUUAUUUCCAUCAGGUAAAAUGAUCAUGCAAGGUGCUAAGGAUGACCGAACGGGAAAUUUAGGAUGUCGAAAAGUAGCAAAAAUCUUAGAACGCCUUGGACACAAUGUAAAAUUUUCUGAUUAUACAGUGCAUAAUAUUGUAUGCACAUGGGAUGUUGGUUUCCCAAUAAUGUUGGAAGAAUUAAAUACUGCUCACUCACAAUUUACCAGCUUUGAGCCUGAAGUAUUUCCUGCGUUAAUUUAUCGGAUGGUCAAACCUCGAGCAGUGUUUUUAAUGUUCGUAAAUGGAAAAGUAGUUUUAACAGGUCUUAAAACAAAAUCAGAUAUAAAAGAAUCUGUAUUUUUGAUGCAAGAUGUAUUAAACAGUUUCAAAAAAACUUGAAGCAAAAUAUCAAUUUUAAUUUUUAAGUCAGCCCUUUUAAUUAUUGAAAUAUACACAUUUAGGUAUUUAAUAUACUUAAGUCUUAAAUAUCAUAUACAUAUGUAUAUAAACAAUUUGUUAUCUUUAAAGAAAAUCAUAACCAAUAUUGUAUCCUUGGUAUUAAAACCACCCAUUUAUUUGAAAUAAAAUCAUGUGCCUAUAAA
Molecule: messenger RNA, 1585 nt
Organism: Acyrthosiphon pisum (pea aphid)
Lineage: Eukaryota; Metazoa; Arthropoda; Insecta; Hemiptera; Aphididae
Product: TATA-box-binding protein-like
Exons: 7
Coding region: 387-1382 (331 amino acids)
Biological process (GO): DNA-templated transcription initiation
Molecular function (GO): DNA binding
Source: RefSeq, a predicted model, not a curated record